Linum tenue is the source of this 1561-nucleotide messenger RNA. The record is from the annotation of a GenBank genome assembly. Lineage: Eukaryota; Viridiplantae; Streptophyta; Magnoliopsida; Malpighiales; Linaceae.
UCCGUUUCUCUCCCUCCGGAGUCAGAACUGUUAAAAUCCCUAAAAUCCGAUGAACUUAACUCUGCAACAUUCCUUCGAUCAAAUGUUCAUCGUUUCUCCGUCGUCUCACAGCUUCAGAGUUGAGCGAAUCCUGCUUUCCGACUGUGAGGAGUUCGUCGGCGGAGGCUAUCAAUUGUAACUCUUAUGGUACCAGGCACAGAGGUGGGAAUUGAAUUGAUCAGUAGUUGUUUCCAGUAGAACGCCAUGAGCAGCAACACCUGCAGCUGCCAGUUUGGGAGAAAUGGGAAAAGGCGCAUUGAGGAAGACAGGUUAAGCCACCUUCCAGAACCCAUUAUUUAUCACAUCCUUUCGUUUCUCGACACCAAAUCCGCCGUUCAGACCUCUGUGUUGUCCCGUGUGUGGAGAUGCGCUUGGAAAUAUGUCCAUGUCCUCGACUUUCGAAGUGAUUCCUUCCAACUGUAUUCUAGUUUCCAAAGGUAUUUGGACAAGGUUCUGUCCCUCCGCUAUCCCUUCAAUCUCAGCAAGAUGAGCUAUACUGAUUCCGCGGAGCAACUAGAUUUUGGACUGUUUAGAAAGGUCGUCACGUAUGCCUUAUCUCAUGAUGCUUGACAUUUGGUGAUCGACAUGGACACCAGGAAUGCGGAUUAUGAAGAGAGUUACAGCUUCUCCGAUAUGUUUGGCACGAUCUGCAACUGCAGCGUCGAAACUCUGAAGAUACGAAGUGUCUGCAUCGAUGGUGGAUUUGUGUCAUCCAGUUUUGGAAUGCUGACAAGUUUAGUUUUGGAAGAAUGCCAACUGAUUUUCGACAAGGGUGCGGACUUCUUUGCUUGCUGCCCCUCUCUGAAGAAUUUGGUCAUCAGUUAUUGCAUCGACCACUUUUCUGGGGAAGAGAAGGGUCUCAAGAUAUAUGGACCCCAAUUGCUCAGCCUGAACUUGGAUAGUCCUGCGUGUUUCGACAUCGAAUUAGUUGCACCAAGGCUUCGAUUCUUCGGCGUUCAUAAUAGCUUGUACUACCAGAAGUUCUCCAAGCUAAGCGUUCCUGCCCUUGAUCAUGUUGAGAUCUGGGUCGAUGGUUUCGACGGUAUGAGGGAAGAUGACAAUGAAUGGACAGCACAAUGUUUCAUCUCCUUGUUCCGAGAUGUGAACAAUGCAACGUCUCUGAUGCUGGAUUCCUACACCAUCCAGGUAAUGAGUGGUGUUUCUGAGUUUCUGGAACGACAACCCUCUCCUUUUAGGAGAUUGAAGUCCUUAAUGGUGAAGGCUGACAGUAUACCUUUCAGACUAGCCAACUGCUUUCUUAAAGGGUCUUCUUGUAUGAACCCAAAUGUUGAGUUUGUGCGUACAUGUUACUUCAUAAUUUAGCAAUUUUGGCGUCGUUUCUGAAUUCUGAUCAAGGUCCGCAAGGUUGUAUUGCUUCCUUUUUAUGUCAUUUAGGGAUAUGUUGCAAGUUCAUCCCGAGGAUCAGUACCAUUUGGUCCGUGUCGGACUUGUCUAUUUUAGUGUUGUAGACACGGAAGGGAUCAAUGCUUUUAUUCUACAAAGGCAAAUUAAGCUUUUGAUA